This is a messenger RNA of Brassica rapa (field mustard), 728 nucleotides long. Its product is annotated as glycine-rich RNA-binding protein GRP1A. The record is from RefSeq and is a predicted model, not a curated record. Lineage: Eukaryota; Viridiplantae; Streptophyta; Magnoliopsida; Brassicales; Brassicaceae.
AUGGGAGGUAAAGGCGGUAGCGGUGGAGGAGGGAAGGGAGGUGGUGGUGGAGGAGGGAAAGGCGGCGGUGGUGGUAGCAGUGGAGGAGGUAGGAGCGGCGUUGGUGGUGGUCAUGGAGGAGGAGGAAAAAGUGGUGGUGGUGGAGGAGGUGGCUACAUGGUGGCACCAGGGAGCAACGGAUCUUCCUACAUUUCAAGAGAUAACUUUGAGAAUGACCCUAAAGGUUACUUUGAUAAUCUGCAUGGUAGUGGACAGGGCAGCAAGUAACUUUGGUCUAUGUAUUUAACUAUCUAUGCAGUGAUCAGGAUUAUGGUUGUUAUUACCAAAUAAAUUACCUAAUGAUCAAAUAAAAUGAUGUUUUUCUAUUUCAUCCUUCUUCAAUCCUCAUAUUAACAGAAAUUAGCAACUCUAUAUGGAUAUAAUCAUGCAAUAAGUUCAUUAGGAAACUCUAAAAUUCUAAAUAAAUUUUGUGGUGUGCACAAUUCAGUGAUUCUAAUUUAAGCAAGUGGUUGUGUUUGAUUAACAUUAACUUUUAUUGCUCCUAAUCAUCCUUUUGAUCAUGAAACACGUUACCAAGGAAUGAAAAAGAAUUAUGCAUUCCUUAUUUUUUUUUUUUGUAUUUUAUCAUUUAUAAAGAAUACUUUUUCCUUUUAUUCCUUCUCAUUUUUUUUAUUCUAGAGUAAUAUAGAACAAAUUUGUUACUUCCAAAAUUGAUAAGGAAUAAUUUU